Vigna umbellata (rice bean) is the source of this 646-nucleotide messenger RNA. NCBI's taxonomy places the organism in Eukaryota, Viridiplantae, Streptophyta, Magnoliopsida, Fabales, Fabaceae. The record is from RefSeq and is a predicted model, not a curated record.
ACUAAAAGAUUUCUAUUUUCACGUUUUUUUUUUCUUUUAUCACUUGCCUACUUUCUUUCGUGCGUUAUAUUUGGCGUCUCCUUAAGAAGCGGUUAUAUGCUGCAUGGGUGGCUUGUUUUUCAUUUGUUAGACUCUGAUACCUGUUGUUUUUCUCACAAUUCUCUUUGGGUUUCUCGCUGAGAGCUUCAAUGGGUUCUUCAUCCCCUUCUUCCUCCUUCUCUUCCUCUGCUUCGUCGUCGUCCUCCUCCUCAUCUUCUUCUACAGUGAACAACCCCAACAUCUGCAUGCACUGCAACUCCUACAUUACAACCUUGGUUAACGGGUGGCCUCUCGGUGAUGGUACUGUAGCUCAACUCUGCCACCGAUGCGGCAUAUUCUAUCAAGAAGGAACCUUUUGUGAGACAUUUCACAGGAACUGUACGGGAUGGUUAGAGUGUGCAGUUUGCCUGAAGAAGUUGCAUACUAAUUGCAUUGUGUCAAGGUCAGAAGUUCACUUCAAGUUGUUUGGAAGACUUUGUUGCAAGGUUUGUGCAAAGAAACUCAUACGAAGAUGAAUAUUGGCUUUCUGUUGCUAUGCUUUCUAUAAGCUCAAAUCUAUGAUACAAAUGUUGUUGUCAAUCUUAUCAUUCCUCAGUACUUGCUUCAG